Molecule: messenger RNA, 960 nt
Organism: Prorocentrum cordatum
Lineage: Eukaryota; Dinophyceae; Prorocentrales; Prorocentraceae
Source: the annotation of a GenBank genome assembly
GCGAGAGGGCCUUGACCGAAUCCAAGCUGCCCAGGGGUGACUACGAGAUGGACCCCGAGUUCUGUGAGGCCGUUGUGGAUGCCUCGGGCGCUGUCGAGAGCUCGGCCGACCGCGACGUGCCUUUCCCCAGCAGCAGAGCCAUCGUCGGCGUCGCGGCUGAGGGUGCCCACGCGGGAGAGAGCUCGAGGCGCGUCAUUGGAAAGCGGGCUCGGUCAGCUGGGGAGAGCCCGAGCGGCACUACCAGCGAGUCCGAGGCCGCCGUCGAGCUCAAGCGGCAGAGGACGCUGGCGAGGCGUGUGAAGGGGCGGCACCGCGCGGUGGCUCGUGCGAUCGAGGGCAGGGCGCCGCUCGACCGAUACUUGGAGUCGAGCACGGCGACGCCGCGGGUGAGGGCCCAGUAUCAGAGAGUGCUCGAGCAGUUGAAGCAGAGGUGUGGCCGCCAGGAUUUUUUCGAGAUGCCAGCGGAGACGAUGGACGCCUGCCUGGUCCACUACUUCGCCUCGCUGUACCUGCGGGGCGAGCAGGAGCGAGCGACGCCCGACAAGGUGGGGGAGUUCGACCUGAGCGUGAGGCUGGACUCCUCGUGGCUUCGAUGGAUCGGGCCAGUCCUGAGCGAGAUGCAGAUGCUCGAUCCUCGGAAGCGCGUGUGGGAGUUCGACUACCCCGAGCUGCUGCGCGAGAUGAAGGCGGCCUGCCGCAUGCUGCAGCUGCGGCCCGUCACGCCGUAUCAGGCGCGGCACUCGGGCGCCAGCGUCGACCGUGUCAGCGGCGAGAGGACGCAGGCCGAGGUGCAGCGGCGAGGAGGCUGGCGCCAGUUGAAGAACAUGGCGCGCUACGAGAAGAGCGCGCGCCUCGGGCAGCGCGCGCAGAUGCACGGGCCGAUGCUGGAGGCGCACGGCGACCAGUGCUUGCGCGAGCUGGAGCGCGCCUUGGUGUGGGGGCGAGCGGUGCCGCUGCCAU